Populus nigra (black poplar) is the source of this 2211-nucleotide messenger RNA. Its product is annotated as protease Do-like 9. The coding region runs from base 172 to 1851 and encodes 559 amino acids. Gene Ontology annotation, molecular function: protein binding; serine-type endopeptidase activity. The record is from RefSeq and is a predicted model, not a curated record. Gene Ontology annotation, biological process: proteolysis. Lineage: Eukaryota; Viridiplantae; Streptophyta; Magnoliopsida; Malpighiales; Salicaceae. The transcript has 10 exons.
AAUCCGCUUUGCCGUACCUUCUUCUCUUUUCCUUCCCAGCGGGCCUGAUUGCUUUUAACAUAAACCCUUACAAUAUGAUUACAAAAUCAUCACACUGACAAUCUACGACUGUCCUUCAAAAUCUAACUUUGAAAAACAAACCCUAAAACACUAAACCUCCUUCCCUCCUCAAUGGCCAGUGACGGAAAACGGAAGAAACGAGGCCGCAAAUCUAAAACCCAGACAACCCUAGACCGCAUAACUUCCACCAUAAACGAUGAGGUUUUCUCCGUUAACAAUGUCGAAAUCGUGAAUUCUACCACCCCAACCAGCGCCAAAAAACACGAAAACCGCCGCGGCCGUCCUAAGAAACGAUCCAAGCACUCACCAGAGAAGCCCGAGAAACCCCCACCAUUAAUUAAUGGAGAAAUUGGGGUUGCGCCGCCUGUGGAGGGCGUGACCAGGGUGGUUCCGGCGAUGGAUGCGGUGGUGAAAGUGUUUUGUGUGCACACGGAGCCGAAUUUAUCGCUUCCGUGGCAGAGGAAGAGGCAGUAUAGUUCCAGUAGUAGUGGUUUUGUUAUUGGUGGAAGGAGGGUUUUGACUAAUGCGCAUUCUGUGGAGCAUUAUACACAGGUUAAGCUUAAGAAGCGUGGCUCUGAUACUAAGUAUUUGGCUACUGUUCUUGCUAUUGGAACUGAAUGUGAUAUUGCCUUGCUAACAGUCAAUGAUGAUGAGUUCUGGGAAGGUGUGUCACCUGUAGAGUUUGGAGAAUUGCCUUCACUUCAAGAUGCUGUAACUGUUGUUGGUUACCCAAUUGGAGGGGACACAAUUUCUGUUACAAGUGGUGUUGUAUCUCGGAUAGAGAUCCUAUCCUACGCCCAUGGAUCCACAGAGCUUCUGGGUUUGCAAAUAGAUGCUGCUAUAAACUCAGGAAAUUCUGGUGGUCCUGCCUUUAAUGAUAAAGGUGAAUGUGUGGGCAUUGCGUUUCAGUCCCUUAAACAUGAAGAUGCUGAGAAUAUAGGGUAUGUUAUACCAACUCCGGUCAUCAAGCACUUCAUCCAAGAUUAUGAGAAGAAUGGAGCAUACACAGGAUUUCCGUUUCUUGGGAUUGAAUGGCAGAAAAUGGAAAAUCCAGAUAUGCGUGUGGCAAUGGGUAUGAAAUCUGAUCAGAAGGGUGUUCGUAUCAGAAGAAUUGACCCCACUGCUCCAGAAUCUGAAGUCUUGCAGCCAUCUGACAUCAUUCUCAGCUUUGAUGGGGUAGAUAUUGCUAAUGAUGGAACAGUUCCCUUUCGGCAUGGUGAGCGCAUUGGUUUCAGCUAUCUUAUUUCCCAAAAGUAUACUGGGGAUAAUGCUGUGAUCAAAGUUCUUCGGAAUUCUAAGACUCUAGAAUUUGACAUCAAACUCUCAACUCACAGAAGGCUAAUUCCUCCGCAUGUCAAGGGAAAACCUCCAUCCUAUUAUAUUAUUGCAGGAUUUGUAUUCACGACAGUUUCUGUUCCUUAUCUCCGUUCUGAGUAUGGCAAGGAAUAUGAAUUUGAAGCUCCUGUCAAGCUUCUGGACAAACUUUUGCAUUCAAUGCCACAAUCCCCGGAUGAGCAGAUAGUUGUGGUUUCUCAGGUGCUUGUAGCUGACAUUAAUAUUGGGUAUGAGGACAUUGUUAACACCCAGGUUGUUGCUUUCAAUGGUAAGCCAGUGAAGAAUUUGAAGAGCUUGGCCAACAUGGUUGAGAAUUUUGAUGAUGAGUUUCUGAAAUUUGAUCUGGAAUAUGACCAGAUAGUUGUUCUCCGGACAAAGACUGCCAAGGAAGCUACUGUAGAUAUUCUUACCACUCAUGGCAUACCUUCUGCAAUUUCUGAUGAUCUUAAGCCAUGAAUUUGAGUGUUUGUCUAGGCGUCAUCUAUAUACACGAGUAGUUUUAAUGCUGAUAUCUCUUGGACAGCCGAUCUCUCUCUCUCUCUCGCUCUCAUUUUUCUGGUUAGUGCGUCCACUAACCCAGCAAGUGAUUGUGAGAAGCAGCCGCUGGAUGCUCUCCUGUUCGAGGUGCCAGAUAAUAAAUUCCACAAUAAGGUGCAGAAUGAUAACUCAGUAUAUGAGUUUUGUUCUUUUUCUAUAUUUGUGCUCCUUGUUCUUAUGCAAUCUUAACAGGAAAGAAAUGCAAGAUCGCAUGGCCAGUAUCCACCCAAGAGAUGGGGAGCACAUUCUGUUGUGUUGGAUACUAGCCAUUUUCCUUUU